Molecule: messenger RNA, 807 nt
Organism: Lasiodiplodia theobromae
Lineage: Eukaryota; Fungi; Ascomycota; Dothideomycetes; Botryosphaeriales; Botryosphaeriaceae
Product: Alpha beta hydrolase fold protein
Exons: 1
Coding region: 1-807 (268 amino acids)
Molecular function (GO): catalytic activity
Source: RefSeq, a predicted model, not a curated record
AUGCCCUUCCUCAACAUCGGCUACAAGCGCCUACACUACACCGACUACCCUGCCACCGACGGCAGCAGCUCGCCGCGCGAGACCAUCAUCCUCCACCACGGCCUCGGCUCCUCGCAAGACUUCUACGCGCCCAUCGUGCCCGCGCUGACGGCCGCCGGCUUCCGCGUCGUGACCUUCGACGCCACGGGCGCGGGCCGCUCGCCGUACACGCAGAUCGAGCAAUCCGUAGCCACGCUCGCCGGCGACGUGCUGGGCGUACUCGACGCCCUAUCCAUCCCCAAAGCCAUCGUGGGCGGCCACUCGAUGGGCGGCAUGGUAGCCGCGCACCUGGCCGCGACGGCCGGCGGCGCACGCAUCGUCGCUGCCAUCCUAAUCGGCCCCGUCUACCCGUCCGACGCCGUCGCGGGCGUCUUCGCCAAGCGCAUCGAGACGGUCGAGCGCGACGGCAUGGAGGCCAUGGCCAACGCCAUCCCGCAGGCCGCCACGGCCAAGGACGCCUCGCUCCUCGCUCGCGCCUUCGUCCGCGAGCUGCUGCUGGCGCAGGACAAGUGGGGGUACAUCUCCAACUGCCGCGUCAUCGCCAACGCGCAGCGACCCGCCUACGAGGACGUCCGCGUGCCCGUGCUGCUGCUGGCCGGCGCCGAGGACAAGUCCGCACCGCUCGACAUGUGCAAGAAGCAGUUCGAGGAGCUCGGCACCGAGGAGAAGGCGCUCGAGAUCCUGCCCGGCGUCGGCCACUGGCACUGCGUCGAGGCGCCUGACGCCGUGAGCGCCAAGAUCAUCGACUUUUACCACCAGAUCCAAUGA